Dinoponera quadriceps is the source of this 1447-nucleotide messenger RNA. Its product is annotated as erlin-1-like. Gene Ontology annotation, molecular function: cholesterol binding; ubiquitin protein ligase binding. Lineage: Eukaryota; Metazoa; Arthropoda; Insecta; Hymenoptera; Formicidae. Gene Ontology annotation, cellular component: endoplasmic reticulum membrane; endoplasmic reticulum. Gene Ontology annotation, biological process: SREBP signaling pathway. Bases 210 to 1190 code for a protein of 326 amino acids. The record is from RefSeq and is a predicted model, not a curated record. The transcript is spliced from 5 exons.
ACGGGCCAUGUGUUACCUUAAGCCGAUAUCCGUAUCGAAGAAAGUUACUUGGGAGGAAAGCGGUAUGGCCAGUAUCCGAGAUCGAGGGGUUCAUUUCAUAAAAUGAAAUUAACGGACCGUGUUAUAAUUUCUAAUUAUAAACACAUGUCCGUUACUUCGUAACGCAUAAUUCUCGUCCUCUGCGCCAAGUGUAUCGUAAACAUCCGAACAUGUUCGAUCAGAGGGUGGUGGCGAUUUGUUUCCUCGUGUGCUUUGCGAUAGUAUUUAAUUUCUCCCUUCAUCGUAUCGAGGAAGGCCACGUCGGUGUGUACUUCAGGGGCGGUGCGCUGUUACCUCAAGUGAGCAAUCCGGGUUUUCACAUGAUGAUACCAUUGUUGACCACUUAUCGUUCGGUCCAAGUAACUUUGCAGACAGACGAGGUGAAAAAUGUGCCAUGCGGAACCAGUGGCGGUGUGAUGAUCUAUUUCGACCGCAUAGAAGUUGUGAAUAUAUUGGAUGCGAAUAGUGUAUAUAACAUGGUGAGGAACUUCACUGCGGAUUACGACCGCACGCUGAUCUUCAACAAAGUUCAUCAUGAGUUGAACCAAUUUUGCUCUGUGCACACGCUGCACGAAGUAUACAUCGACUUGUUCGAUCAGAUCGACGAGAACCUAAAGACUGCGCUUCAGAGGGACUUGAACGAAUUGGCGCCCGGUCUCAACAUACAAGCUGUCAGAGUGACGAAGCCAAAGAUUCCUGAAACGAUCAGGAAAAAUUACGAAUCGAUGGAAGCGGAGAAGACGAAGCUGCUGAUAUCCACGCAACAUCAGAAGGUGGUAGAAAAGGACGCUGAGACCGAUCGCAAGAAAGCAGUCAUAGAAGCGGAGAAGGAGGCGCAAGUUGCGAAGAUUCAGUACAAUCAAAAAAUCAUGGAGAAGGAGUCGCUGCAGCAAAUGGCGGCGAUAGAGGACGAGAUGCAUUUAGCGAGGCAGAAGAGCCGCUCGGACGCUGAGUUCUACCAGAUGAAGAUGCAGGCUGAGGCCAAUAAGCUGCUUCUGUCCAAGGGAUUUCUCGAGCUGAAGAAAUACGAAGCACUGGCGCAUAACGCGAAGAUAUACUACGGGCAAGACAUUCCAAAAAUGUUCGCUUACGGGGGCUGUGCGCACGAUCCUGUUCUUGAUACCAGUACAAAUGUCGAGGAUCAGUUAUGAGCAUUACGGAUAAUUUUAAUCGUGUUCAGAUGGAUCAGAAACGAAACGAGAUCGAUUUCCUCUUGUCUCAGAUCAACUCGGCUCUUAGGACACACGUGAGUGCCGAGGUCUCUCUGUGAGAAGCUCCGAACGAUUUACAACUUGCAGCGAUGACUGUAUCUUUGAAGCGAAUGUGCGAAUCUUUGGUUUCUGGAGUGUUAUUUGUUCCUCUAAAUUCACUGUUACGUGUGGAAUUACAGGUUUUUUUGUAUACGUAC